Molecule: messenger RNA, 402 nt
Organism: Striga hermonthica
Lineage: Eukaryota; Viridiplantae; Streptophyta; Magnoliopsida; Lamiales; Orobanchaceae
Source: the annotation of a GenBank genome assembly
AUGUGGGGAAACCAAGAAGUGCUAGUGGGAUUGGGCUCGUCUAGUGGAAAGUCGAUGCAGGUUAGCAGCGUGUAUUCGUGGAAUUUCAAGACGAGGACUGUGCCAAAGUGGAUGCACUCUAAACCGCUUGACCCGAGGGAAUUUUCGGGCAAGGGCAGUGAGGAUAAAUUGACCCAAAAGAAAAGGAUUUGCGCUUUAGGCUUCCUUUCUGCAUUGGUUUUUGUGACGGGAUGUGCGGCUUUGCUUGCUUUAGUUGUGCUUUUCUUGUGGGCUUUGUAUGAAAACAGUUCGGAGACUGUGUUGACCAUUCCGCGAAAGUGCAACAUGGGUUCGGCUGAUUUCAGGUAUGAAAAGAUCAAGGUAGUAGUGGGUGAUGAUAACCCGGCUGAUGCUAAGAAUUAG